CGGGGCGGUCGGCCGUGUCCGAGGUCCGGGUCGCGCGUCCCGUUCCCUGUGGGCGGGCGGAAGUAUCUGAGCGACCCUCCGGACACGGUGGGGUCACCGUCGCACCCUUGCGACACCGCGAACUUCCGGGGAAGGUUGCGGUCCGCGUAGGCGAGGCAGGAAGUUCACCCUUCCCGCCUCCUCAGCUCAGAUUGGUUCCGGUGGCGGACGCCAGCGGGCGCGCGGGGUCACAGAGGGCUCCACGGCGGCUUUGGGGGAGCAUCUGCGGAGCCCGGCGUCGGAAUCGAGGCUGUGCCGCGCUCGCCUCGUUUGCUCUCACGUCUCUCCGGGUCUUGGUGGGAAACACUGCUCUGCUCUUAACUGGCAUCUUACUGCUGGAAGAGACAGUAGGGUCUGAUUGGGGCUUCAGUACUGGGUUAUCAAAAGCGUUCAAACACCCCCCGUUUGUAAGACGUGAAUAGGAACGCCCGCCCUUAGUUUGGUGAGGACCUAGUGAGAGCUCACGUAAAAAAAGAGCUCAGAGGAAUUGAAACGUGGCUGGUCCCUGCGGCGGUGCUUUAGUCCUGUUCUGCUGCAGUGUUUGCAGAUUCCAGUGAUCUUGGGAUCACGGUGAUCCGGGAGCCACGUCGACGUUUCUCUCACUGGUCAAAGUGAUCAGCUACUCCUCCCAGCAGUACACGUGUGAAUCUAGCAGAGCCUUCUGACUCCUUGCUCCUGCCCUCUGACUGUAUCCCGUAUCCCUUUCUUUUCUCUAGCCCACUUAGUGCACGUGGGGGCCCCCACGGUGAAAACAUUUCGGCAAGCUUUGGCACGCCCGCGUAGCGCUGUGGAUCCGCUGGCUUCGGCCGUGCGCGCCCAUGUAGGUGAUGACAAUCAAUAGAAGUGCCGUUCUAAUAAUGAUGAUGAUAUCAACUCCUGGGGGUCUUCUGAGGACCGUAUUCAUUAAAGGGCUUAUGCGAUGCCUGGUACAUCAGCGCACUCAAUGAGUUAUAGCUAUAGAAUCAUUAUGAUUAUACAGCUCUCCUCAAGAGUCAGAACCUCGCAGCUCUGAAAGAUCAAGGAGUGGAAAGUUCUUCACCAGCCCUGAGAUCUCAAGAGUGGUAUUUGCGAAACCAGCUACUUUGGCUAAAAUCCUUCUGCAAUCUGCCUUGCUUGUAUCCCAUCUAUGCAAGAUUUCAUCAUGGGCAGUGGCUAUUACAACAUAUUGGCUACCGUGUUGUUGGUCAUGAAUUUUGAGAGGACGAGACCAAUGCAGGAUUCUUGUAGCAAAUGCCCAGCAGGUACUUUCUGUGAGAAAAACAAGGAUCACAUCUGCAUUGCUUGCCCUUCAAAUAGUUUCUCCAGCACCAGUGGACAGAGGGCCUGUGACAUAUGCAGGCAGUGUGAAGGUGUUUUCAGGACCAAGAAAAUGUGUUCCCCCACCAGCAAUGCAGAGUGUGAGUGCAUCUCAGGAUUCCACUGCUUGGGGGAAAGAUGUACCAUGUGUGAGCAGGAUUGUAAACAAGGUCAAGAAUUAACCAAAGAAGGUUGUAAAGACUGCUGCUUUGGGACAUUUAAUGAUCAGAAACAUGGGACCUGUCGACCCUGGACAAACUGUUCGUUGGAUGGCAAGUCUGUACUUGUGAACGGGACGAAGGAACGUGAUGUGCUAUGCGGACCAGCUUCGUCCGACAUCUUUCCACGUACAACCUCUGCCACCAUACCCGCCCCUGCAAGAGAUCCAGGUCCUACCUCCCAGAUCCUCGUCGUCUUCCUUGCGCUGAUGUCAGCUGCCGUGCUGUUCCUGGUGUUCUUUCUGGCACUCCGUUUCUCUAUUGUUAAACACAGCAGAAAGAAACUCCUGUAUUUAUUCAAACGACCGUUUAUGAGACGAGUACAAACCGCCCAAGAGGAAGAUGCCUGUAGUUGCCGAUUUCCAGAAGAAGAAGAAGGAGAGUGUGUUCACACUGUUCUGUGAAGCAGAAAUCCACAGCGCCGCUGGGAGUGUCUUGAGAAGAAUCAGCACAGAAACAUGAGUGAUCCCUCUAUCGUAGCUUUCUAAAUCGAAAAAGACCAUCCUAGAUAAGACUCAGGAUUACCCCCCAAGUUUUCUCAGAAUGCUAACAGGUUGGCCUUUAAAAAAUGUAUCCCUUUUAAGUGGAUGUGUGGGACCGGGGCAUUUUCUAGAUAAUGUUUAAUAGCCUUGAGAUGCUUUCUUUUCUUUUCUUUCUUUCUUUCUUUUUUUU
Messenger RNA from Panthera uncia (snow leopard), 2225 nucleotides. RefSeq names its product TNF receptor superfamily member 9 (gene TNFRSF9). The transcript has 10 exons. Bases 1166 to 1957 code for a protein of 263 amino acids. Gene Ontology annotation, molecular function: signaling receptor activity; cytokine binding. Gene Ontology annotation, biological process: negative regulation of cell population proliferation; apoptotic process. NCBI's taxonomy places the organism in Eukaryota, Metazoa, Chordata, Mammalia, Carnivora, Felidae. Gene Ontology annotation, cellular component: external side of plasma membrane. The record is from RefSeq and is a predicted model, not a curated record.